Botrytis deweyae is the source of this 2464-nucleotide messenger RNA. RefSeq lists its product as uncharacterized. The transcript has 9 exons. Gene Ontology annotation, molecular function: RNA binding. NCBI's taxonomy places the organism in Eukaryota, Fungi, Ascomycota, Leotiomycetes, Helotiales, Sclerotiniaceae. The coding region runs from base 1 to 2025 and encodes 674 amino acids. The record is from RefSeq and is a predicted model, not a curated record.
AUGUCGCCUGCUACUCCCUCUUCAACUGGUGGUGGCCAUGCCCUUGGUAUGCACUCAACCUCAUCCACCUCCGGUUCAAGUUACGAUACGUCUGGUCCGCAUUCUGCACUUUCUUCUCAGAUUGAGCCGUCGCCUGCUAGCACAUAUGGUAGUUCUGCUGCCAGUGAUUCUGGUAUUCCUUUGACUCCUGACAAUGAUGGGGCACUUCUUACCAACGUUGCUCGUCUUAGCAUUGAUGAUCAUAGUGAUGUUGGAGACAAUGUCAGAUCUUCCGGUCACCACUCUACCAGUGGUUCCAGAAACUCCAAUCUUUACUCACCACCAUUUGUUCGUAAUGGCUCUCAGAGUAAUGCUGAUGAUCCAUUUCAAUCACCAAGCAAGAAUGGCUCAAAGUAUCGCAACCAUGAUCAGCAUACUCCCAAGGCUCCAAGACAUUCUCAGAGAGAUAUUCAUGGUCCUUGGCGCUCAAGAAGCUCAAGCAACAGUUCCGAGUUGUCAUCAUCAAAGUCCAAGUCAAGCCACGCUGGUGCUGUUGACACCAACUACGGUGAAACCAAGCGCAAGCUCUCCUUUCAUGUUCAAGAGCACGUCUCUGAAGGAACCGAUGCUGCAGGUAACAGACUUAGUGGAUACACUGUUGUCAAGGCUGAGGAUGCACAAGCUGUCUACCCCCCUUCUUGUUGUGUUUUCGUUGCAAAUCUUCUUCAAUCCAAAAAUGAAGACUCUCUUCAAAUGGCUGUCACUCAAGUCUUCCGCGAAUAUGGUCCUGUCUACGUCAAGAUUCGCCGUGAUAACAAGCAUAUGCCUUUCGCAUUUUGCCAAUAUACUAAGCAAGAACAUGCUGAGAGAGCUAUCAAGGAAGGCAGAGGUCGUUUGAUCAAAGGCCGUCCAUGUCGCUGCGAAAAGGCCAAGGCACAUCGUCUCUUCUUCAUUGAACGCAAGUAUGGCCCGGUCGUCACUCCAAGUGAAGCCAGAGAUCUUCUUAAGCGCUUUGGCAAGAUUGAACUUUGUUACACUGCUUCUCACGUAGAGCGUACUGCACUCAACCUCAACGAAGGCGUCAUCGUUCAGUUCGAAAUGUACGAUGAAGGUCAAGAUGCUCAAUCUGCGUUCCGCAACCAUGAUCUUUACAAGCUUCAACCCAUUGCAGGCCUUGCAGCACCUGCUCAGCAGUCACCACCUGCCGCAGAAGUUGAUGCUACCAAGGCAUACUUAGCAAGAUAUGAUGUUGAUCGUCGCUCAAUUUUCGUUGGCAACCUUCCAUUAGGUACUUCGGAGCAACAAAUUCGAGGCCUCUUUGAGCACUAUGGUGAUAUUCAAGACAUCAGUCUACGAGAGAACGCAUCUAAGUUUGAACCAGAAGAGAAGUUUGCUUUCGCUUUUGUCGAGUUCAAGUCGCCAAUUGCAGUUGUCAAUGCUGUUAAUGCAAAGAACGGUUUUACUUUCGGUGGAAAGUCUCUACGAGUUGCUCAAAAGGACUCUGAAAAUGGUGGUAGCAGAGGUAGAUCCUCCAGAUCGCAGCCUUUGUCUUCCACCCGAUCAUUCCAGUCUCCUCGUGUUGAUCGACAUGUAGAGCAACAAGUCUCCCCAUCUGCUCAGAUGUCUCCAAUGGCUUAUGCUUCGCCUUACGGUUACACUGCUUAUAGUCCGUACUAUGGUUAUGCUGCUCCCUCAACUGUCUUCACUGAUGGUCAAGGCCAUUACUACAGUAGUGCUACAUCGUACUCGCCAGCACCAGCAUACUACCCAGGCUAUCCUGCUAGUCCUGGAUAUGGCAUGCGAAACCCAGCAGUGGCAACUGAUUUGACCGGCAGCCCCGCUGCUCCGUCACCAUACUGCAGUUAUGCUCCAUACCAACAAUAUGCACCAGCUCCAUACUGGGGUAUGCAAAGCCCACCAGCUGAUCAGUUGGCUUCGUCUCAACAAGCAUACUACCCUUAUUCACCUGUUGAUGUUGGUAACAAAGCUCACGAUGAUCGUUCAGCAACUCCCACUCCAAGUGGUCAUGCCGCGGUUGUUGAGUGAUCUUCCCACUAUUAACAAAACCCCUCUAUCAGAAUUAUCAUUCGCAGUUACUGCCACGGUGGUACUCGUUCAUCUUCAUGAUAUCUGGGCAGCAUGUUCUUUCUUACUUUCUCGGUUUUACGGCAUAAACUUUGGUGGCAACCUGGUUGUGUCUUGAUGUUUACCACUACUAAUUUCACGGAGUUUUACGGCAUUUCUUCAUCUUUGCAGGGAUUUGGCUUCAUCUACAGUUGUGCAGGAUUCUUGUCUACUAGUCAAUCAUGAAAGAGCAUUGUGGCUCCUGGUCUGCCAUUUAUAUGGUGACCAUCUCCCUAUUGAUUCUCUUGCUCCUUUGGACAAGAUAGACAUAGGAUAGAGUCUUUUCGAUUUGAACAAACCAUGUACCAUCAAUCAGCUAAAUCUUAGCUUAGGUAGAGUGAAAUAAAAGUAUUACCAUUGU